AUGUGGACGUGGUCGCUGUUGCUGUUGACGGCGGCUGUCUGGGGUGCGGCUGGGGAGGUGCUGCUACACUGCGACUGCGCGCUGCGCGGCACCAAGAACCAGCACGUCAGCAUACAGUGCCUCUCACAGCGUGACGUGUGCGCAGUGGCGGCCCGCCGCCUGCUGCCGGGCUACCAGCUGGUCGCGGGUGUCGGCCUGUACCGCGUCUACCGCACGCAGCGAGGCUUCAUCGACGCGGAGAACCGGUGCCUGCGCGACGGCGCCCACCUCGCCGUGCCGGAGACGCCGGCCGAGGCCAGGGCCAUCGCAGACCUGCUGGCCGCGCACCGCCUGCACCACGCCUGGGUCGGCAUCCGGCGGCACGCGCCCUUCAUGUCCAAGUUCACCACCCUGCUGGGCGACGACGUAAAGAAGCUGGCGUUCCACGAGUGGGAGGAGGAGGGCGUGGUGCCGCUGGAGGAUUGCUGCACGCUGAGCGGCCCGCGAGGCGGCCGCGGCGUCGGGCUGUCGGUGUGGCCGUGCUCGCGGCCGCUCACCUUCGUCUGCGAGCAGCCGGCGGGCGCCGCUCUGCCUCGCGGUUACUGGCUGGCCGGCGACGGCAGCGCGCUGCGCCUGCACCCGCUGUCCAAAGACCGCGACGCCGCCGCCGCCGCCUGCCGCGGAGAGGCCGCCCUGCUGGCCGUGCCGCGCACAGACUCACACGCCGAGGAGCUGCUGGCCGCCUUGCACCAGCACAACGUCACCGGGGACGUCUUCGUCGGCAUACACGCCGACGCCGGAAGCGGCUUCCUCACUGAUGAGGGUGAGCCCUUGGAACUGCUGGACUUCAAGAACUGGCUGCCAGGCCACCCGCAGCGUUCACGGGAGACUCGGCGGUGUGUCUGCAUGGAGACCAGGGGCGUCCUCAAGGUCUGCGACUGCGAGCUGCCGCUGCCCUUCUUCUGCGAGAUACACUUCUGA
Molecule: messenger RNA, 960 nt
Organism: Schistocerca nitens (vagrant locust)
Lineage: Eukaryota; Metazoa; Arthropoda; Insecta; Orthoptera; Acrididae
Exons: 4
Coding region: 1-960 (319 amino acids)
Source: RefSeq, a predicted model, not a curated record